Molecule: messenger RNA, 5807 nt
Organism: Oncorhynchus tshawytscha (Chinook salmon)
Lineage: Eukaryota; Metazoa; Chordata; Actinopteri; Salmoniformes; Salmonidae
Product: arf-GAP with coiled-coil, ANK repeat and PH domain-containing protein 3
Exons: 24
Coding region: 230-2761 (843 amino acids)
Cellular component (GO): cytoplasm
Molecular function (GO): protein binding; GTPase activator activity
Source: RefSeq, a predicted model, not a curated record
GAUCUCGGCAUCUGUGGACGUAGAGUAACAGCAGCCGUAGUAAUUUGACAUGCAUUGAGACCACAUUCUGUGUCACGGUGACAGAAGAAGCUGCUGCUGCCGCGCGUCCGACGGAGAGGGAAUACUGCAACUGUACCGGACUCGUUUCAUCCAACCGUUUAUAACGACAGCAGCCCCGGGCAAUGACAUUAACCUAUUGAAAGAGGAAAACUAGAAGGAAAACGCAAAGAUGACGGUGGACUUUGAAGAAUGUAUUAAAGACUCUCCACGGUUCAGGGCUGGCAUCAAUGAGGUGGAGACGGAUGUGGUGGAGAUCGAAGCUAAACUAGAUAAGCUGGUGAAGUUAUGUAGCGGUAUGAUCGAGGCGGGCAGGGCGUACGUAAGCGCCAACAAGCUGUUUGUCAACGGCAUCAAAGACUUGUCUCAGCAGUGCAAGAAGGAAGUAAUGAUCUCUGAGUGUCUGGAGAAGUGUGGGGAGAGCCUGCAGGAGAUCGUCAACUACAACAUGAUCCUAUUUGACCAGGCCCAGAGGUCAAUCAAACAGCAACUGCACACCUUCAUCAAAGAGGACGUGCGUAAGUUCAAGGAGACAAAGAAGCAGUUUGACCGUGUGAGGGAGGACAUGGAGAUAGCCCAGGUGAAGAACGGCCAGGCCCCCAGGAACAAACCUCAUGAGGUGGAGGAGGCCACUUCCUCUCUCACCCUGACCAGGAAGUGCUUCAGGCACCUGGCCCUGGACUACGUACUGCAGAUCAAUGUUCUUCAGGCUAAGAAGAAGUUUGAGAUCCUUGAUGCAAUGCUGUCGUUCAUGCGAGCCCAGUACACCUUGUUUCAACAGGGCUAUAAAAUAUUGGAUGAGAUUGAUCCCUACAUGAAGAAACUAGCUGCAGAGCUGGAUCAGCUGGUCAUAGACUCAGCCAUGGAGAAGAGAGACCUGGAACACAAACAUGCUACCAUACAGCAGAGGACUCUGAUGGAGGACUUCUCCUAUGAUGAUAAUAAGGUGGAGUUCAACGUGGAUGCUCCUAACGGAGUGGUGAUGGAAGGUUACCUGUUCAAGAGGGCCUCCAAUGCCUUCAAGACCUGGAACAGACGGUGGUUCUCCAUACAGAACAGCCAGCUGGUCUACCAGAAGCGACUUAAGGAUGCCCUGACGGUGGUGGUGGAGGACCUGAGGCUGUGUUCAGUCAAACCUUGCGAGGACGGAGAGAGGAGGUUCUGCUUCGAGGUGGUGUCCCCCACUAAGAGCUGUAUGCUCCAGGCAGAGUCAGAGAAGUUACGGCAGGCCUGGAUCCAAGCUGUACAGGCCUCCAUCGCCUCUGCAUACAGAGAGAUAUCAGACAACUACUACAUCGAGCGUCUGGACCGGACAGCCUCCCCCUCUACCAGCAGUAUAGACUCAGCCAGCGAGCCCCGGGGGGAGAAAUGGGGGAGAGGGGGUGAGGGCAGGGGGGAGAGCAUCCUCCACCGGGUGCAGACCCUCCCGGGUAAUGAGCUGUGUUGUGACUGUUCCCAGGCUGCACCAUGCUGGGCCUCCAUCAACCUGGGAGUCCUGCUCUGCAUUGAGUGCUCUGGCAUACACAGGAGUCUGGGGGUUCAUUGCUCCAAGGUUCGUUCACUAACACUGGACUCCUGGGAACCAGAGCUACUCAAGUUGAUGUGUGAGCUGGGUAACAAUGUGAUUAACCACAUCUAUGAGGGAGCUUGUGAGGAACUGGGAGUGAAGAAACCUGGACCUUCCAGUCCUAGACAAGAGAAGGAGGUGUGGAUCAAGGCUAAAUAUGUGGAGAGGCGUUUCCUGAAGAAGAUGAGUGUCAGUGACUCAUUGGUGGAAGGUGAGAGGAAGUCCCGCCCCUGGAGCGUGAAGAAGUGUCAUCGCCACAACAGCUCCAUGCGAGGAGCGCCCAAAACCCGCAGGAAAUACCGACACGACCCCGGUUUGAUUUCACCAGGAAACCUCUCCGCAGCUGCAGCAGCAGCGAAGCUCCGUCGUGACUCUCUGUUUUGUCCUGAUGAGAUGGACAACCUCUUCUCCUACUUCGACACUGGCAAUGGCACCCGCAGCCCUGCAGGUCUGAGCAGUGACAGUGGGCUGGGAGGCAGUACAGACGGGAGCACAGACAUCCUGGUGUUUGGCUCAGUGGUCGACAGUGUCACCGAGGAGGUAGAGUGUGAGGGUGAGUCAGAAGAGGAGGAGUCUAGCGGGGAGGUGGAGAUAGAGCAGGAGGCGGGAUCAGACCCUGAGGAGCCCCUCCCCCCGGGGGCGUUGCUCUACCGGUCGUCACGGCUACACAACCUGCCACUCAUGGCCGAGGCGCUGGCGCAUGGGGCAGACGUCCACUCUGCCAGCGAUGAGGAGGGAAAGACCCCGCUCAUACAGGCCGUGACAGGGGGCUCUCUGACAGCGUGUGAGUUCCUGCUGCAGAAUGGGGCUGAUGUGAACCAGAGGGACAUGGGGGGGAGAGGACCCCUCCACCACGCUACCUACCUGGGACAUACAGGUCAGGUGUGUCUGUUCCUGAAGAGAGGGGCUUGUCAGACGGAGGUGGAUGAGGAAGGUCACGACCCUCUGAGCAUGGCUGUCCAGGCCGCUAACGCCGAUAUUGUUACAUUGUUGCGGUUAGCACGGAUGAACGAGGAGAUGCGCGAGGCGGAGGGUCCGUUUGGUCAGCCAGGUCAAUACCCCAGCAGCUCCCCAACUGAACAUCAGUACAGGAAAUGUAUUCAGGAGUUUAUCUGCCUCACCAUAGACUACUGUUAGGGGGCGCCACUAAGGCAGGUUGCAUCCCAAAUUGCACCCUAUUCCCUAAGUAGUGCACUACAUUUGACCAGAGGCCUAUUGGUACCCUAUUCCCUAUGUAGUGCACUACUUUUGACCUGGGCCCACUACAAAAGUAGUGCACUACAAAAGUAGUGCACUACAUAGGGAAUAGGGUGCAAUUUCGAAUACAGAUUAGCCACAACUAACUGGGCAUAUAGAGGCAUAUCAUACAGGGCAGAGUAGUAGGAUGAAGUUGCCCUAAGAUAAACUGAUCUGGAGUCAGUUUUGCUUUGUUACCAUAAUUGGUUAGGGUUAUGAUUUGUGGAGGGUAAAGCUGAUUCUAGAUCUGUAUCUAAGAGCAACAAGGCCCUACUGACCGUAGCGCAGAACAACGUUGUUUUAUCUUACCAACAAUAUGCUUCUCUUCUUCUUCUACAUCCAGAUCUUUUAACCACAUCGCUAGCUGCUUUCCACACCGUUCAUAUUAUAAACUGAGUGAAACACAGUGUAUCUGGCUGUUCCUAAUAGUCUUGUCUGUGGUUCUCACUGUCUGUCCGUUUACUUGCUACACUGCUCAACAUUUCCUGCCUCUCCUGUACACUCUUAGAGAAAAACAAAGUGCUAUCUAGAACCAUUAAUGGCUCUUCGGCUGUCCCCAUCAGGAGAUCCCUUUGAAGAACCCGUGUGUGGGUUCCGUAUAGAACCCUUUCCACAGAGGAUUCUACAUGGAACACAAAAUAGUUCUAUCUGGAACCAAAAAAGGUUCCCCUGUGGACAUAGCUAAAGAACCCUUCUUUUCUUAGUGUAGGCCUUCCUGUCCAUGUAUUACCUCCCCUCUUCCUCCCUCUUCCUCCCUCUUCCUCCCUCUCUUACCAGUAAGGACCUAAGCUUCCAGUCUUUACAAUAUUAUUCUACAGUGUCCUUCCUAUUCAGUAUUUUACAGUAGUUUAGAACAUUAUAUUAUAGUGUUCUAUUCAGCAUUUUACAGUAGUUUAGAACAUUAUAUUAUAGUGUUCUAUUCAGCAUUUUACAGUAGUUUAGAACAUUAUAUUAUAGUGUUCUAUUCAGCAUUUUACAGUAGUUUUACUAUUUUACUACUGAUGGAUGGAGAAAGAGACAAACGCCUGCUUUGUUGUUACUUGUGAGUGAGGAUUAAAUGCAUUAUAUUAUUAUUAUUAUUAUUACGAUGAUAUCUUAAUGUAAAAAAAAAAAAAAACUUUCCCUUCCUAACAGUAAUGUGCUUUAUUUAUCGUUGCUGUCGUGUUUACGUCAUGCUCUCUCAUUUUGCUCGUUGAGUUUCUGUCUUUUUGUUUUGCAUUAGUUUAUUUAUGUUAAAAUAGGGUAGUAAAAAAAUCCCGGAAUCUUCCAUACAUGAUUCCUGGAAAACCAAGGAAUUUGGGGGAAGUUAUUGGAAUGUUGUAAUCCUACGUUGAACCCGGAGGACUUGUGCAAUGAUGAUUAUUAUUACAGAAUUGAUGUGUUUCUGUAAAUUAUUUUCCUUUAUUUUAUUUUUUAUUUUAAUCUUUCAAACUUUUCAAUAUCCUCACUUUUUUUUCUGACUGGAUAUGUUUUGGUCUUGGUCUGUCACACACACAUUCUGGCUUCAGUUCUAAACAAGGGAUUCAUCAACCCUGAUCUAUACCUAGAAUUACUGUACUAGACUUGUUGAAAAAUGUCAUUUAUUUGUAGACAUUCUAGUGAUUACGUGUUUCUAUAUCUAUAUUUCAAACCUUUUUUGAUUGCAGUCCUUCAGUGUUUACUGAUAAAGACAUCUUCUUCACGACCACACCAGUGGUGCUUUGGUUGACUUAUGGCGACAGAGGGAGUCAGGGGCCACUGGUAACUGUCCCUGUAGUAGGUAGGGAGAGGAAGAGCUAGACCCAUUUAAUUAUCAUCAAAAACCAUUGUAAUUCUAUGGUUACAACUGACUGUCUUCUCCGGUCAUCAUUGCUCAAUGCUCAUUAUAUUCUGCAUGCUUUUCGGUUGUGACCGGAACGUUCUAGAACAUAUGUACGCGUUCUAGAAUAUACUCUUGGGCGUUUUUAGAAUGCUGUGUAGUACUUGGGGGCGUUCUAGAAUGCUGUCUGCAUACGGAGCAUGAUAGUUUCCUAUUUGUCCCCUCAUGGUGCUGUGCAGUCCUGUUAAAAAGCAUGAGCUACAGUACAGUACAGCCACUUCCUGUGAUGUCCUUAAACAACUUCCUCCUGUCUCUUUGGUAGACCUAUGGACCUCUGUGCCAUCUCUACGUCCACUCAUGGACCAGCUAUAGCUUCACUGUUUUGUCUAUUUGAUUUAUUUGUCCUUUUUAAUGAAACAUAGAGCUGAACUGUUUUUCGUUCGCUAGCCGACCUCUGUUUGUUCCUCAGCUACGUUGGCAUGAAGUCCUAAAGUAGUUCAAUUUAUUUAUUUUUUUGUUCUCUGCCAAAGACAGAGAAGUGUGCAACAGUGUUGUUAGGCAUCAAUCAGUUUAAGUUCAGCGAGAAUACAUAAAUACAGUGUUUUAACGUCUGAUAACACAUGGUACAGUGAAACGUAAAGUGGUAGAAACAGUGUUCGCCAGUGUUUUUACAAAAUGUUCAAAAGAAGAUAGUCACAGAACAAUGAAUAAGGUGGUAACCUAGCCCAGCUGAAGUGGUGGGUGUUGUUUCUUACUGUUUUAACAUUGGGGUUAAAGGAUGCUUCUAAACAAACAAACAAACAUGCUGUAAAUAAAACCGCUUUUUAACAUUUUAACUCAAACUGCCUGCUCUGACUUCCGCAUUCCACCACGGAACCCUGCCUGUUCCGUGCCACCUGUUCUGAUUCUGUUCUCUUCUUCCAAACAUCUAUCUGUGCACUCUUUUUGGAAUAUUGUGACAUAGCUAUCUCUCUGUCCUACUUGGGGAAACAAACAUCCUUGUAUUAAUAUCUCUACAUUUGGAUAUCUUUGGAAUAACUUUCUUUUUGUUCCUUGGUUUUAGAAACACUGAGAUGGUGAUUUAAAAAAAAUUUAAAAAAUGCAUAAAGAGAAUAAAACCAAGAAACUCUUGAUGAACUCCUCACCUUG